Limulus polyphemus (Atlantic horseshoe crab) is the source of this 1661-nucleotide messenger RNA. Its product is annotated as tyrosine-protein kinase-like otk. The transcript is spliced from 5 exons. Gene Ontology annotation, biological process: axon guidance; cell adhesion. The record is from RefSeq and is a predicted model, not a curated record. Lineage: Eukaryota; Metazoa; Arthropoda; Merostomata; Xiphosura; Limulidae. Gene Ontology annotation, molecular function: protein binding. Gene Ontology annotation, cellular component: plasma membrane. The coding region runs from base 1 to 1362 and encodes 453 amino acids.
AUGCUUAACGUAGUUGAUGAUAAUAUGCAUAUUUUCCAUUUGAAUUAUACAGUUCAACCCAUAAUUCAGUCUCACCCCAAAAGAGUCCAGGCAGAUGAAGGCAAAACAGCGAAGCUGUUCUGUGAAUACCUCGGGAGUCCAUACCCCAUCACUUCUGUCCACUGGCUCAAGGAUGGCAAAAGGAUAGAGACGUCCCGUUCUCGCUUUGUUGUUCAUCCGGACAAUGGAACUUUGUUCAUCCAUGGGAUUCAGCUUGGGGACUCGGGAAUGUAUCAGUGUGAAGUAAAAACAAAAGGAUUUCCUUCCAUCCAGUCCUCAAAUGCCCCGUUUAUUGUCAAAGAAAAGCUGAAGUUUGCUCCUCCUCCAGUCAGUAAAAACUUAGAACUUGGGUCUAAUGCCAAGAUAUACUGUAAAGCACGAGGAGCUGUUCCACCAACAGUAAAGUGGACAAAGGAGGGAAGUAAAUACUUUGAGUGGCCACCACAUAUUAAAGAUGAAAAUGGAACUCUGUAUUUUAAUGGUGUUCAACAGAGUGAUGCAGGAAACUACACUUGUUUUGCAUCCAGCACUCAGGCAUUCAUUAAUACCACUAUACAUGUUGAAGUCAUUGUUCUGCCAACUUUUACGGUAAGGCCAGCAGAAACCAUUGCUUAUGAAGGAUAUCCCAUCAUGCUUCACUGUAAAGCCACAGGUGAUCCACCACCUAGCAUCCAGUGGGACAAGGACAAUGUACUUAAUGGCUUUGACAAAAAGCGGUUUCAGGUUCUGCCCAAUGGAACACUCUAUAUUAGUGAAGCUCAUAAGAAUGAUAAAGGAAAAUAUGGGUGUACUGCUGGAAAUAGUGGAGGUUUCCGCAGAACAGAAGUUAAACUGUUUGUUGAAAGUGGAGAAAAUUACAACCCUAACCAGAUUGGUGCUGGAUUGGAUGAGAACACUAUGACCAAAACAGUUACUAUAACUCUUGGUGCUGCAGCAAUCUAUAUGGUACUUGUUAUGGGUUUAAUGAUCUGGUGUCGGUUCAGACGUGCAAAACAAAAGGCUUUACUUCUUGCGCAGACAACAAAUGAAGUGAUCAAGCCUGAAAAUGGGAUAGUUGUACAAAAUGCAGACCUGAAAGAGAAAAAUGGAUCUAUUAAGAAAGAUCGCAAAAAUGAAAGGUCAACUAAAAGUGAUGGAGAGAGUCAUUCACACAGUUCAAGCUCUCAUUCACACCAUUCCAAGCGUAGUAGGUCUUCAUAUGACCGAUUACUGUUUCCACGCCAUGACCUUCAGACUAUCAUGGUUUUAGGUGAGAAGACUAAUUGGAGUAAGGCUUUAAUUUCCGGUUUUUUUAUUUCUAUCCUUUAUCCUUGGUUGGCAUGAAAAAUUUAGAACCUCCAGUUUCUGAAUUUGUGUUGUUGUUUUAUUUUUUUCGAUUUAUCGAUAAAAUACAAAUAAUAAAAUUAUGCAAUGAGGUUGGAAAAAGCUAUUUCUAUUGAGGAAGUUCCUGAAAAAUAACAUUUUGUUUUUAAAUCGUACUAUCUCCAACUAAGUUCCCUAAAAUGGUUGAAAACUCAAAAUGAGCAUGCAAGAGCCUAACGUUUUAGUAUAGUAAUAUAAUGCACCUGGUACUCACAUGUAUCGUUGUUUUUUGUGUUCUGUUAAAUUAUCUGAAGAAAAUA